UGACAGUGUCAUUUUGUAAACACAUGUGGAGUUCUUUUAGUGUGUUAUUUUUAUAACUUUAUUAUAAUUAAAUAAAAUGCCAAAAGUAAAAGCGGAGAAAAAAUCCCGAGUUCACAAUGAAAUUGCUAAACAGGGUAUACAAUUUAACAAGGAUUUUGGACAGCAUAUUUUGAAGAAUCCUCUUAUAAUAACGUCUAUGCUAGACAAGUCUGGUCUUAGGCCGACAGAUGUAGCUCUUGAGAUUGGUCCUGGUACUGGUAACAUGACUGUCAAGCUCCUCGACAGAGUUAAAAAAGUCAUCGCUUGUGAAAUAGAUACACGAUUGGUUGCUGAACUUCAAAAGCGUGUGCAGGGUACUCCCUAUCAAGCAAAACUACAGAUCCUUGUCGGAGAUGUACUGAAGACAGAGUUACCCUUUUUUGACAUUUGUGUAGCUAAUAUACCAUACCAGAUUAGUUCACCAUUAGUAUUCAAACUGCUAUUGCACAGACCAUUCUUCAGAUGUGCAGUGCUUAUGUUUCAACAGGAAUUUGCCCAGAGACUGGUGGCAAAGCCUGGAGACAAGCUGUAUUGUAGGUUGUCAGUCAAUACUCAAUUAUUAGCUCGAGUGGACAUGUUGAUGAAGGUUGGCAAGAACAACUUCAGGCCUCCGCCAAAAGUAGAAUCCAGUGUGGUGAGGAUAGAACCUAGGAAUCCUCCACCACCUAUAAAUUUUGUGGAAUGGGAUGGCUUGACCAGGAUAGCCUUUGUGCGGAAAAACAAGACUUUGUCAGCAGUAUUCAAACAGUGCACCACCAUGGCUGUUUUAGAAAAGAACUAUAGAGUUCAUUGCUCUCUCCAUAAUAAGGAAAUCCCAGAAGAGUUUGAUAUAAAGCAGAAAGUACAAGAUAUAUUAGUGAAUGCUGAAGCAGACCAGAUGAGAGCAAGGACUAUGGAUACAGAUGACUUCAUGAAGUUACUACAUGCUUUCAAUUCUGAAGGAAUACACUUUGCUUAGUACUA
This is a messenger RNA of Pectinophora gossypiella (pink bollworm), 1002 nucleotides long. RefSeq names its product probable dimethyladenosine transferase. Gene Ontology annotation, biological process: rRNA methylation. Gene Ontology annotation, molecular function: rRNA (adenine-N6,N6-)-dimethyltransferase activity. Bases 77 to 997 code for a protein of 306 amino acids. The record is from RefSeq and is a predicted model, not a curated record. The transcript is spliced from 5 exons. Gene Ontology annotation, cellular component: mitochondrial matrix. Lineage: Eukaryota; Metazoa; Arthropoda; Insecta; Lepidoptera; Gelechiidae.